Drosophila navojoa is the source of this 1374-nucleotide messenger RNA. RefSeq lists its product as uncharacterized. The record is from RefSeq and is a predicted model, not a curated record. NCBI's taxonomy places the organism in Eukaryota, Metazoa, Arthropoda, Insecta, Diptera, Drosophilidae.
GCAUAGCGCUGUAAUAUUCGCAAAUAGCUCGCAGCCAGCGAAAAACGUAUUUAAGAGCUAUUCAGCAAAUUGCAUUAAAGAAGUUGCACGCGACCAAGCAGAGACCGACCAAGCGCUAUCCGAGCCGCCAACUGAAUCCAAAUACUGCUGAAAGAUGAUCGUGCGACACAAUUCGAUGUUUGCGCUGCUGGCGCUGGCGCUCAGCGCUCUUGCCCUCAGCCAUGCCCACUUUCCGCAGUACUGCGCCGAGUGCGAGCAGGAGAUUUGGGAGCAGGUGCCGUGCAGUGAGAUCAGCUCCACCACGCUCCGGCCGCCCAUCUCAACGACGGGCUCGACGCCAGCGAUCAGCACCACAACGCAAACGCCGCCAACAGUGACCACGCCCCCAACCACACUGACGCCCACACUGCCGCCCAUCAUCUCCACCCUGCCGUACGUCUAUACGACGCCGGCGACGCCCUACACGACCCCCUCGACGUACAAGAAGUGCUACUGCGAGUGCAAGCUGGGCUGCAAGGAGUUCUGCCGCAAGGUGUCCGUGGCCAGUCCCAAGCAGCAGAUCACGCAGAUCUCCUCCACGGGCGAGUAUGCGCCAGGCGGCCAGGUCGAGUACACGCAGUCGCUGCAGCGCAAAUACUACCCCAAGUACGCCGCCAAGAGCUACAAGCCCUAUCCCGUGGUCUACAGCGAGGCGGCGGGGGCAGCAUCCGCGCCCGCUGCGAACAACAUAAAUGCGCCCAACUACACGCUGGAGGAGCUGGCGCAUCUGCUGAGCUCCUCCUACGGCGCUCGCAAGGGCUAUCCGGCCAGUCCGCAGCCGCAGCCGCAGCCGCCGCAACAGCAAUCGGUCUACUACGCACCACAGCCGCUGAUCUCUCGACUCCAGCCGCAGUACAGGCAGCUGAUCAGCAAGGUCUCGCCACCCAAGGAGCACGUGAUAAUCAAGACUGCAUCCGCGGCGGUUUCAGCCUCUGGCCGUGCAGUGGCCAAGGCCAAGACGCCCUACAACGAGGUGGUGGCCACAUCGGCGCCCGUCUAUGAGAGCACCACGUCGUAUCCGAUUCCGCCACCAGAGCCGCCCAAGCCAUAUCCUGAGCCCGAGCCAGAGCCUGUGCCCCUGCCCGUGCCAGUGCCCGUGCCCCUGCCCAUGCCCCAGACCGAGGCAUAUCCCUCCCAGACAGAGGCCUAUCCGGACAAGUCCUAUGAGGCGCCCGAGUCGAAGGGCAAGUCCGAGUCAUCCUCCUUCGACCUGGCCAUCGACAACUACCUGAAGGACUUUGGCUACGGCAACCAGGUGCGAGACUUGGACUACUAGCGCGCUGCUAGCCCCGAUUGUUAUUAGUUGUUGCUAGGUUUAGGUCUAUGCCUAAGUAU